AUGGCAUACGUGGUCCAAAAGAAAGCCACCAAAUUUGUAGAAUAUUUACCGAUGGAAAUACCACUCGAUAAAGCGAAUGAAACUAUUGUUUUGGACUAUUUUAAGCCAUCCGACUACGAUGGUUUGUACGAAAUAUUUAAGGAAGCAAUAGACGAAGGUCAGACUUAUCCGCAAGAUUUUAUGGAUCACGGACAGUUUGAAAGGUACUAUUUAUCUGACGCCGUCUUUGUUGCCAGAUCCACGAACGGGAAAGUAGUAGGAGGUUUCUACGUUAAGCCUAACUACCCUGGUCGGUCCUCUCACAUUUGCAAUGCCGGAUUUUUGGUGCACAAACAACAACGGAGGAAAGGAAUCGGCGAAAUUCUGUUCACCAAAUAUCUCAAAAUCGCCAAGGAUCUGGGGUACGAGGCGAGCUUCUUCAAUUUAGUCUAUGCCACAAAUCAAGGAUCGGUUAGACUUUGCAGAAAAUUAGGUUUUAAAGAAGUCGGAAUAGUGCCCAAGGCUGGAAAAAUGAAGGACUUGGGAUAUGUAGAUGCGUAUCAGUUUUAUUACGACUUCUCCACUUUCGAUGAAGCAACUGUAUAA
Messenger RNA from Parasteatoda tepidariorum (common house spider), 585 nucleotides. RefSeq lists its product as uncharacterized. Gene Ontology annotation, cellular component: nucleus. The record is from RefSeq and is a predicted model, not a curated record. Gene Ontology annotation, molecular function: acyltransferase activity, transferring groups other than amino-acyl groups. Lineage: Eukaryota; Metazoa; Arthropoda; Arachnida; Araneae; Theridiidae.